UCUCGCGCGCUAACUCUUGAACUGCGUAUUUAACAUAUUUAUUUUAAUUUGGCGCCCUAAAUCUACAGAUACCCAGUGCAUCAUGGCGGAGUUCUGCAAUGAACUGAUGGAGUGUUUCACGAGUGGAUAUCAAGCAAUCACAGAUCUCGAGUAUAAAGAAAACAUGUCGUAUGAUGAGAUCGAAGCGGACAUUGAAGAGAUGAAUACAAAAUGGUCAACGCUGGAGGAAGAGACCCAGGCAAAAAUAAAAGAAACUAUAGAGUAUUUUAGCCCUUUUCGAGAAAAUGAACCGGAAGAGAGCAAAUUUGACACAAUUAAGGAAAGAACCUCGCAGCUAAAAGAGGAGUAUCUAGCUCUUUUGACAAGGCACACAGAGCUUGAAGGCUUCGUUAAAGUGGAUCCAAAAAUAGUGGAAAGGCAGUACAACUACAGCAAGACAAUGAAAGACCAAAUCAUGACACAUGGAAGAAACGCCCUGGUCGCUGCCAUUCUUCUCGGAAUGAUUCUUGGCGGAAUAAUAGCAUGGAGGACCUGCAAAAAACAAACUAUUCCCAUUGUGCUUGGAGUUUUAAUCGGAGGAGGAACUGCAGUCACCAUUGGUGGGCUACCUUAUCUCGUUUUGACAAGUGUGGCAAGAAGAGGAGUAUAUAGAUGGGAAAGUCUACAAGAACGGAUAUCGAAGCUUAAAGCCCUGGAUAAGAUCAUAGAUAAGAAGGGCGAGGAUUUGUAUCCUGUUGCUCACAUACUGCUGGAUAGAAUUAUAAACAAGCGUACUAGUGUAAGGGAUGGAUCAGAGGCACUGAUUGAACAGUGCCAGGAAUACCAAGGAACAUCGUCUUAACAGACGUGUUUAAAAGAAACAUUAAUAUCACUGAACUCUUCCUACCCCUCCAAAUUUUGGGUCUAAACCUAAGUAGCGGGAAGGAGAGUUUAAACAGAACUGCCCAUAGGGCAUGGAAGGGAGAAAUUCUGGUCUUAACUACACAGAAAAGUGUAUAAGGUCUUGUGUUACACUACCCUAUAUUUCCCUUUAUAAUAAUACAUGUACAUGCCUGAAAAGACGGUAUUUUUUAUACGUGGCAUGUUUUACGUUUGUGGUUCUCGGUAUAGCGGGCUGGCACUUCCCAUAGCCUGUUCCAGGUGUUUAUUUUCGCCUUUUCUCACAAUCUGAGAAACUGGAACAGGAGAAUCUUCCUGAAACUCAGGAACAGACUCAUUUCCAGUUCUCCACCAACGCUUCGCGAUUCGUGCUCAUUCUUAGCUCUUCCACGCCAUUUUGGCUUUCUCGUAGCGUUUAUGAGAUUGCCUGCAGUGCAUGUGAGAUAAGCAUUCUCUGAUUUUUCUUUCCGUGGUCGCUUCAUAUUAUUGCAUUUUAUUCUUGAUGGACAAAGAGAAGUAGUGUAAAGUGAAAGUAUUUUAAUCGUAUACAUGCCACAAAGUACGAUACACCACUCUACAAUCAGCGUGAAGAGGACUGAAGAGAAGCGUACAUACUCAGCAGCCGUCUAGGUUUUUUGAGACGGCCGCGUUAAAUAUUGCAGUCGUUAAUUGUAACCAUUAGGUAAUCUGGUAUAAAGAACUGUUUUUACUCAUUAAUUACAGUUUGUCAUAAAAAAUAUUUUUAUCCCUAAUAUAUUUAUGGAAACAUUCACUUUCAAAAAAUUACGAAAUUUUUCAUCGUAUUAAACGCUAAAAUUUACCACCAAAAAUUAAACAUGAAAGUCUUCUAGCAUACGUGUUAUGGUUUGCAAGCAUACAUUCCUAAACAUUACAUGAUUCCUUUCGAUAUAUAAUCAAUCGAAAGCGGUCUUAAGUCAUUCUUUAUGGUCUUUAUGUUCCUUGCUCAUGAUAAGCAAUUCGUAUAGGCUUUUAUAACGAAAGCGCCGGUGUAGUCCAAAUGGUUAAAAAGAUCCGUCGAUAAUCAAAAAGUAAAAAAAAAAAAAAAAUCAAAUGCAACAGACGAACCUGUUUACAGUCAAAAGUUACUUUGACCACUGUAACUUUGUGUGGGAUAGCGUUGGGGAAACUUAAUCUCCUGUCCUUAAUAUCAGCUAAGCUUCAAAGAUUAGAAAGCGGGGCUGACGGUAGUGCUAGGACGCACGACCUAGCUAUUUGUCGAUGGUUCAACGUUU
Molecule: messenger RNA, 2132 nt
Organism: Orbicella faveolata
Lineage: Eukaryota; Metazoa; Cnidaria; Anthozoa; Scleractinia; Merulinidae
Source: RefSeq, a predicted model, not a curated record